AAAGAAAUACUCACUAGUAAAGAUGAAUUCUUUGAUGAUCAAAGUGUGUUUUUUUCUGGUCCUUAUUUCCAAUGGUUAUUCAACAAAAUUGGAUUCUUAUCCUCCAACUUGUCAAAGAAUUGAGUGCCCAAAUUAUGAUGUGAUUGAAUCUGGAAAAGACUAUGAAAUUCGUCGUUACAAUUCCCCUAUGUGGAUGUCUACUGAACCAAUCGAUGAUAUAUCAUUUGUUUCCGCCACCAGAACUGGUUUCCUCAGGUUAUUUAUGUAUAUUCAAGGAAAGAAUGAUAAGUAUGAGAAAAUAGAGAUGACAGCACCAGUUAUGACUCAAGUGAAGCCAAGUGAUGGACCAUUAUGUUCUACUUCAUUUGUUGUGAGCUUUAAUGUACCAAAGAAGAAUCAGCCAAAUCCUCCUUCAGCUGAAGGCCUACACCCCCAAAAAUGGAACGAAAGUAGUUAUGCCGCGGUCAGGCAAUUCAGUGGAUUUGUAGUUGAUGCUGAUAUUCCGAAAGAAGCUGCUGCCCUGAGUGCCAGCAUUGCUGGCACUAAAUGGGCAGCAGCCAUCGAAAAAAGCCGGAGUAAAGAUAAUAGUACGCUUUAUACAGUUGCACAAUACAACUCCCCGUUUGAGUUCAGGGGCAGAGUUAAUGAGAUGUGGUUUACUUUUGUUAUGGACAGUGCAAUUGCCAUUUGAGAGGCUAUUGUUCAAGAAUAAAGUUAAUUACUAUCUCAUUUUCUUGUUUUGUAUUAUCAAAAGUAUAGUUGAGAAGUCCUAGUUAUUAUGUAUGACCAGAAUGUUACAUUAUAUAUUGCAAAUAAGAUAGGUUGUAUAAUACAAUCUGAUUCUGAAAA
Molecule: messenger RNA, 849 nt
Organism: Solanum verrucosum
Lineage: Eukaryota; Viridiplantae; Streptophyta; Magnoliopsida; Solanales; Solanaceae
Exons: 2
Coding region: 23-691 (222 amino acids)
Source: RefSeq, a predicted model, not a curated record